Dichotomopilus funicola is the source of this 1638-nucleotide messenger RNA. RefSeq lists its product as uncharacterized. Gene Ontology annotation, cellular component: transcription factor TFIIIC complex. Lineage: Eukaryota; Fungi; Ascomycota; Sordariomycetes; Sordariales; Chaetomiaceae. Bases 1 to 1638 code for a protein of 545 amino acids. The transcript is spliced from 4 exons. The record is from RefSeq and is a predicted model, not a curated record. Gene Ontology annotation, molecular function: protein binding. Gene Ontology annotation, biological process: transcription by RNA polymerase III.
AUGGUGGGAGUUCAGAGAGCGCAUGUGUUGACGCCGGAGGAAGCGCAGCGGUUUGUACCACAGGGUGAGGGGGAUCUGGCCACGGUGGUUGGGCCGUGGGCGAUGCAGGAGGAGGUUAGACUGACGCAGCGUAUGGGGGUUGCGAUGAGUGCGUUGUCUGGUCGACCGAUGGGACAGAAAGAAGAAGAGGAAGAGGUAUCGGGCGGCUGGAUGUUUGACGUUGGCGGUAUCCCGCUAGCCAUGUCCUGGGCACCGCUCAUCCGCGAAGACAUCCAAGUCCUGGCUAUCGCUACGAUCCCUUUCUCUGACCAAAAGCCCAUUCGCCGACGGGAUAAUGAGUCUAAAUCGACGGGAUCCAUCCAGCUGUGGCAGUUCACACCCAGUGAUAAGAAGCCCGCAGGCCAUCUGGCGUGUCCUUCAGCAGAUCCCCCACGGUUUCUCGGCGCUCAAUGUUUCGACUGGGGACGGGCAAAGAGACUCGCGUUUUGCCCCGUACCGCUGGACGGAUCGGGGGUGUAUGGGGUGCUGGCGAUGUUAACGGAUGACGGGCUUGCGCGUGUUAUCGAGGCUAGGGUUGUUAAAGACGCGGAUGCGCCUGUUUACGAAUGGCUCGAAACCCCCCUCGCAACGCUCGGCCUAACAGACGACUACAACACCAGCGUAACCUGCCUAACCUGGGUCAACACCAACCGGCUCGCUCUCGGCCACUCCGACGGCUCCGUCACCCUCUGGUCCCUCUACCCGCGCCAACUCCUCCAACGCGUCGGCGCCCACACCACCUACAUAAUCGACAUCUGCUCGGCCUACCCCUCCAACCCUUUCCUCGUCGCCUCCAUUCCCGUCGGCGGCUGUGCCACCCUCACCGACCUCUCCCAGCCCACCUCCGAAAUGACCUACUUCCCGGUCCCCGCCAUCUCCUUCCAACCCAACCUCCUCUGCUGGAACGAACCCAUGCAAGGGUUUUUGGCUUUGUACCCUUCAUCCACCCCGAACACGACCAUCGCGUUUCUGCACCAUAGGUUUUUCUGCCAAGCGCGCAGCAUCACGACAGGGCCGAACACGCUGAUGUGUGUGUCGGCGGGGACGACACAUCCGUUUGUGCUGGUGGGGUGUGCGGAUGGGUCCGUGUUUGCGUGUAAUGCGCUGCAGAAGCUUUUUAAGCAGAAGGGUGAACCGCUGCGUAAACUCAAGGUCUUUGAGCACGAGUACCGGCCGCUGGUGUCGGCUGAUGUUUCUGACGAGCCAGCGGUUUUGUCUGAUCCGGCGAUGGAAUCUGGAGAAGCAGCUUCACCAUCCGGCUUACGAGGCGCGGUGAGGAUAUUGCAGGGGUUUCUCCCGGAGGAGAAUGAUGAUCCACGGACGGAAAAGCGUAAGGAGAUGGACCGGAAGAAAAGGGCUGCUAAAAAGAAGAAGGCUCCCAAGCGGAAGAAGACGGGAGCAGCAGCAGCUGCGGCGGAUGAAGAUGGCGAAGAUCGUGAGGCGGAACUGGAUGAGAAGCUGGCAUCGCGGGUGGUGAUCCAUGAGCCCCUGACGCGGGUGACCACGGCGGUGUGGAAUCCGAAUCUGCAGUUUAGCUGCUGGGCUGCGUGUGCCAUGGCGUCGGGGCUGGUUAAGGUGAUGGAUUUGGGGGUGGAGUGA